CUCAGGCCCGACGCCGAGUGAUAGCCUGCCACUCUAGGUCCAGCAAGACUAUGAACCUCUGUUCCAAAUGCUUUGCUGAUUUUCAAAAGAAACAACCAGACGAUGAUUCCGCUCCAAGUACAAGUAACAGCCAAUCAGAUUUGUUUUCUGAAGAGACCACCAGUGACAACAACAAUACCUCGAUAACCACGCCAACUCUUAGUCCCAGCCAGCAGCCGCUUCCGACAGAACUGAAUGUAACUUCACCAAGUAAAGAGGAGUGUGGGCCAUGCACAGACACAGCUCAUGUCUCGUUAAUCACACCAACCAAAAGAUCCUGUGGUACAGAUUCACAGUCUGAGAAUGAGGCUUCGCCAGUGAAACGGCCACGACUACUGGAGAACACCGAGCGACCUGAGGAAAGCAGCCGAUCUAAACAGAAGAGUCGACGUCGGUGCUUCCAGUGCCAAACCAAACUGGAGCUGGUGCAGCAGGAACUGGGAUCGUGCCGCUGUGGUUACGUGUUCUGUAUGUUACAUCGCCUCCCCGAGCAGCAUGACUGUACGUUUGACCACAUGGGUCGUGGCCGAGAGGAAGCCAUCAUGAAAAUGGUGAAACUGGACCGGAAAGUGGGGCGCUCCUGCCAGCGCAUCGGGGAGGGGUGCUCCUGAAGGCCGGGCACGGCCGCCACACGACGCUGUUCUUAGUUCACUAAUGUUAGCCUUAUUUAGGACAGAGUCAGCCAGACACCUUGUACUGGGCACGCGUCAGGCCGCAGCCAGCCGCCCCUUCCUUUAGCCACCUGGUACUGUAGUUUAGGGCUGAUGGUGGUCGAAACUGAUUUCUGGCUGGUUACUAAGGUGCCUGCUAGCCAUUGUAUAAAAUUAAAACAUGAAGACUAUUUUUUUUGAGCAUGGCUAGUGGAUUUAAAGCAACACACACCUGUCACUGCUGGAGUCAAACUUACAAAAAGCCUUAAGCGGAAAGUGUCCCAGACGGAGACUGAGUUACUGGAGGAGUAGAAGCUGAUGCUAACGUCCCACAGCGCACACGGUUCUGCCAAAACUCUGGUUCAUGUCCGGCCUUUCACCCCUCACUUCUCCUCCUCCCAGUAGCCAGAUGCCUGGUGGCCACGUGUGCCUUGGCCACGGGAGGCUGCUGAGAUUGGCCACGUGGCUCGGCUGGGUGAUGGCCUUGCUCUCCCCGAGCCGGAAGCGGGGGUGGGGAGCAGGUUCUUAGGAAAAUCUUAACGGAAUUUUUUACCUGACUUGCUAUGAAAAAACUCAUCACAUGACAAGACAAACAAUAACCUCACUUUGAAAAUUAGCUCCACAAGAUUAGUCCACCCAUGAGAACCACCUUUCUACACAGUACCCCAGGGUCCUGAGAAGGAACCAGGGGUGCGCCCUGACUCCAGCGGCUCUGCCCCCCCCCCCCCCCCGCAAGUGCGGGCUCUGCUGAUCACAGCGCCACAGCGGGGCUGGGCCGCCGGCUGACCUCUGCAGCUCCAUUCGAAACAGGAGUCAGUAGAUGUGCUGGGGAGCACCUGGGGGGCUGCUCCCCCCAGACUGCCCCUUCCAGCAGGAGCCGCUCAGCCCCUAGGGGUCCAGGGGAGGACGGCCUGAGCAGCCCCACAGACCCAGGACAGCCAGUCCACAUCCACAAAGCCGCAGGUGUAGGGAGGGGGCAGCAAGUGGUUCGUGGCCCUGGCCAGGCUCCGAGGGAGACAUUGGCGUGGGGCGGGGGUGGGGCACAUGUCAGCCAGUGCCUGUUCACGUUGGCAAGAGAGAGUGCAGUUGCUCAGGCCAGGUGGGGAAGGGUGGCGACGGGUCUGUUUGCCCAUUAGGGAAUUGUUUCCAGUGGGGGGGGGGGGUAGACAGGAUACGUGGAGCAGGGCUGAGCGGCCCAGAGUCCCUGUCUGAUCAGGGCAAUGAGAGGGAGCGCUCCUGAGAAGCCGGUGGGGUCUGUCUACCCACAGGCGAUUGGAAUAGUUUAACCCAGCAAGUUACCCUUUUAUUCCACAACAAGCAGUUCAACUCUGUCUGCAAAUAACACCUGCAAGUGCAAAUUUUUUUAUCCAAACUAUUGAAAUAGGAAAUCAUGCUCUUCCCAAUCUCCUCCUCCCACCCCACCCCCACCAGAGUGGAAUCCGCUGCAAAGUCUCCAGCCUUAAUUCUUGCUUCAGGACCAGCCCGGCGUCUUGCUCUAGGGGCAGCCCGGGGCCGGGGGCCGGGUCUGCCCACGUUUACCACUGUUGUCAAGCCACGGCCCUCUGGCCAGUCCACGGCCAUCCUCAGUGAGCUGGCCUGCCUAGCACCCCCCCCAAGCUCUGAUCCCCAAGAGGCCACCCAUGAGCCCCUCCACCCUCCUCAGGCCCCCGCCGGCUGCUGCGUGGAGGCGGUGGUGGGAAGCAGGCUCUCUGGGGAGUCCAGCACACAGGGCUCUGCCCACGUUCACUUCCUGGUGGGGAGCUGGGGGAGGGGCUUGUUCCCCUGCAGUAUCUGUUCUGUGAAGUUUGUUAAAUGUAAGGAAAGCUUAAAUUCUUGUAUCUUUAAAAGAGAAAUCUUAUUUAACCCUUUUGUGUUCUAGAUUUACUUACACACAUAGCCUAGAGCUCAGUUUUAGUUUUAACAUCGUGAAAAUAUUAAAAGAAUCUUGUAACUUUAUUCUUUUUUCUCCUGCUGAAAAAAAAUUAAACCAAUC
Messenger RNA from Molossus molossus (Pallas's mastiff bat), 2682 nucleotides. It is a transcript of the gene ZFAND3, whose product is annotated as zinc finger AN1-type containing 3. The transcript has 6 exons. Lineage: Eukaryota; Metazoa; Chordata; Mammalia; Chiroptera; Molossidae. The record is from RefSeq and is a predicted model, not a curated record. The coding region runs from base 51 to 650 and encodes 199 amino acids. Gene Ontology annotation, molecular function: zinc ion binding; DNA binding.